Spinacia oleracea (spinach) is the source of this 546-nucleotide messenger RNA. RefSeq lists its product as uncharacterized. The record is from RefSeq and is a predicted model, not a curated record. Bases 1 to 546 code for a protein of 181 amino acids. The transcript is spliced from 2 exons. NCBI's taxonomy places the organism in Eukaryota, Viridiplantae, Streptophyta, Magnoliopsida, Caryophyllales, Amaranthaceae.
AUGCAUGUUGAUGAUUCUGAAGUAUCUAUUAGUGGCCCGCUUGAUAAAGUCAAUGAAAAGGUAGUCACUGGGAAGAUUAUAGAUGAAAAGGUAGCCCAUGAGAAAGAGGUUGCACCUGAGGUUAAGAAGGGAACAAAAAUUCAAGUACCACCUAUUGUACUCUCCUUCCCAAACCGUCAACUCAAGAAUAAGCUAGGCAAAAAACGUGCCUAUUGUGAGGUUGAGACUAUGGCUUUUACUAAAGAGUGUAGUGCUCUAUUACAAAAUAAGUCUCCACCUAAGCUUAAGGACCCCGAGGGUUUUUCUAUCCCAUGUAAUAUUGGCACUGUGUUUAUUAAAGCCUUAUGUGAUCUAGGUGUUAGUUUGUCUGUUAUGCCUUUGUCUGUCUGUACAAAAUUGAAAAUUAAUGAGUUUAAAGUUACCAAUAUUACUUUACAAAUGGAUGACCGUUCUGUAAAAUACCCCCUGGGUGUUUUAGAAGAUGUCCCUGUUAGAGUAGUUACAUUUUAUAUAUUUAUGGACUUUGUUGUGCUAGAUAUGCAAUAG